Fimicolochytrium jonesii is the source of this 2151-nucleotide messenger RNA. RefSeq lists its product as uncharacterized. The coding region runs from base 150 to 1763 and encodes 537 amino acids. Gene Ontology annotation, biological process: protein polyubiquitination; ubiquitin-dependent protein catabolic process; positive regulation of proteasomal ubiquitin-dependent protein catabolic process. The transcript has 2 exons. Gene Ontology annotation, molecular function: ubiquitin conjugating enzyme binding; ubiquitin protein ligase activity; zinc ion binding. The record is from RefSeq and is a predicted model, not a curated record. Lineage: Eukaryota; Fungi; Chytridiomycota; Chytridiomycetes; Spizellomycetales; Powellomycetaceae. Gene Ontology annotation, cellular component: cytoplasm; ubiquitin ligase complex.
CAACCGCUGCCACCGCCUCCACCCACUGCAAAACCCCCACCAACCGUCAUAUAUACUGUAUGCAUAUAGAAGCAUAGCCGGGAACCCCAAAGUAACUGUUUCCUCACGAUCACUACGACCACCUUCGAUAUAGACUCCUACUCGCCGAAAUGGCCGCCGCGUCGGAAAAUGCUGGGCUGUCGCAAGACGAGCUGGACGAAAACUACGAACGACAGAAGGAAGAGCUUACUGCACUCGAGGCAAUUUACGCCGACGAUUUCACACUCCAGGAUACAUCACCUGGCAAGGUCGAAGGAACGAUACAGGCGCGGGUCGAGCUGGAUGGGGAUACCAGCAUAAUAGUGCACGGGUUUACCGGAGAUGCCUCGUCAGAAACACUUAAGCCGGUCUCGGAAGAUGAGGACUCCCCCACCGUCACAGUGGACGUCCGUUUCCUGCCACCCAUCGCACUUCACUUCACGCAUCCGCUAACGUACCCAUCCCACUCGCCACCCACCUUCGAGCUCGAAUGCCGAUGGAUAACCGCCGAACAACGCCAAAUACUCACCGACGCACUUUCCCGGAUAUGGGAAGAGGAACGGGAUGUCUGUCUGUACAGUUUCGUAGAAUACCUGAUCAGAGACGGUUUACACGCUUCAGGCGUUUUCCGGCCCGGACACGACGCAAUACACAUCUCCUGCCCCUCAGGCAGUCUGCGACCCUCCGAGCUAGCGGAUUGGAUAGUCGAUCAGGACCAUAAACGAUCCCAGUGGGAAUUUGAACAAUCUUCGUUUGACUGCGGGGUUUGUUUGUCGACGAAACCGGGAAAAGACUGUUUUAGAUUCACACGGGGGUGUAAACAUGUGUUCUGUAGAGAGUGUCUGCUAGACUACUUCUCGAUGCUGAUAAAGGAGGGCACGGCUCUGUUGGUGGGGUGUCCGCAACCGGCGUGCGUCAAGAAGCGGAAGCAAGCAGACGAGCCACAUCGGAUCGAAGGAGGAGGAGAUGCACCCGACCCAUCGGUCACGUCGCCGACAUCUCUCCCGACACCACCACCACCAAACCCGACCUACCCCACCCCUCAAGUCUCCCUCCCCGACCUCCAAUCCCUCCUCCCCCCCACCCUCUACACCCGCUACACAACCCUCCUCGAAUCGCACACCCUCUCCCUCCGCCGCGACGUCACGAACUGCCCCCGCCCAACCUGCCAACACCCCGUCAUCCGCGACCCACACUCGGAAAAACUCUGCAUAUGCACCCAAUGCCGAUUCGCCUUCUGUUUCUACUGCAACCGAUGCUGGCACGGCGCGGCGCAGUUCUGCAUGCCGAACCAUAUCGAGGUCCUCGUCUCGCAGUACACAUUGGCUCUGGAGUCCAACAACACCAACAAGAUCCGAGAACUCGAAGUCCGCUACGGCCGCAAGACGCUAGAACGACUCACGCGGGAGUGGCUCGCGGAAGCCGAAACGCGGAGAUGGAAGGAAGAGUUCACGCAAUCGUGCCCGAACUGCUCGCUGGCCGUGGAGAAAUCCGAGGGGUGCAACCACAUGACGUGUAACAUCUGCCGCACGCAUUUCUGCUACGUGUGUGGGGUCAAGUUGAACGCGUUCAACCCGUACGCGCAUUUCAAUGACCCGGCGUCGAGGUGUUUCCGGGCGCUGUUUGAUCGCGCGGAAGGUGGGGCGGGGUUGGGGGAGUGGGAGCAGGAUGCGGGGGAGGAGGAGGGGGAGUGGUUUCCCGAGGAGGUGGUGGUUAGGAUGGCGUUGGAGGAGAUGGGCGCGUGAAGGAAGAUGCGGGGUUUGGAUGCGAUGUGGCAUGUCAGACGGCGUUUGUGCAGGAACAGUAUAGGUUUUGAGGUAGCUCACAUUCUUAUUUGUAUAUAGAUCGGGGCGGGUUUGCCCCCAACAUGUGUCAACAGAAGUAUAUCCUCGAUCAACGGGGAAGCUAUAAACUGGGACACUAUUUUUCGUGAGAUUUCUAGUGUAGUGGUGGGUAACGAUCGCAGUUCGAGAGAACGAAAGAGUGGGUUGGAAGACGCGAGGCAGGGUGGGGUCACGUGGUUUGUAAUGGAGCAAUUAGUCCGGACGGGAUGGAUAACUGCCUGAUUGCUUCGGAGUUCUCUUUCCUUUCUUUGCAUCUUUACGCAUUUUCCCACGCCGUAGACAUUCGAAC